Cicer arietinum (chickpea) is the source of this 3702-nucleotide messenger RNA. RefSeq lists its product as uncharacterized. The record is from RefSeq and is a predicted model, not a curated record. Lineage: Eukaryota; Viridiplantae; Streptophyta; Magnoliopsida; Fabales; Fabaceae. Gene Ontology annotation, biological process: protein phosphorylation. Gene Ontology annotation, molecular function: receptor serine/threonine kinase binding; ATP binding; protein kinase activity.
ACUUCUAAAUCUGUUGUCAUCUUAUUCCUCAUAAUUGCAUGCCACUCCUUAUAUGAAGACCAAAGUUUCAUCAUUAUAGCCUUCAUUCAUGUAUUUUUAUUUUGCAUGGUCAAUAUUGUAUUCAACGAAUUUCAGCUCCUGCAUAGCCUAACAUAUUCUAAGUACCAAAACAGCACCUUGAUUUAAUCUUUUUGCAAACUGCAAUAAGAUAACUGCUUUUUACACCCCCCUUAAAACUUUUCUACCUUAACAUUCAUCAUUUUUUUCCAUGGAGUAUCUCUUAGUUUUGGUUCUUGCAUUUUCUACAUUGUUAUAUGUUACUUCUGCAUUGAACUUUGAGGGCUUGGUUCUGUUAUCACUAUUGAAGCAUUGGACUUUUGUGCCUAAUACCAUAAACUCAACAUGGAAACCCUCUGAUUCCACUCCAUGUUCAUCAUGGGAAGGAGUUGAAUGUGAUCAUGCUUUCCAUGUAAUAUCAUUAGAACUAAGUAAUUAUUCAAUUUUUGGUCAAUUAGGACCUGAAAUUGGAAAUUUGGUUCACCUUGAAACCCUAGAUUUGUCAAUUAAUGAUCUAUCAGGUGAAAUUCCACUAGAAUUAAGCAAUUGUAGCAAGCUUCAGUACUUGGAUAUUUCAUCAAACAAUUUCAGUGGUGAAAUUCCAAAAUCCUUGUUUGAAAUUAAUCCCUUGGAAGAAUUGUAUCUCAAUAAUAAUAGUUUGAGUGGUUCCAUUCCUUCUAGUAUUGGAAACCUCACUAAACUAUUUUCACUAGAUUUUGGGCAUAAUUUGUUGUCAGGUACAAUUCCUAUGUCCAUUGGAAAUUGUAGUAAAUUGAGUUUUGUGGUUUUGGACUCAAAUCAAUUGGAGGGAAUUCUUCCUGAGAGUUUAAACAAUUUAAUAGAUCUUUCUGAUUUAAGUCUCAAUUCUAAUAAUCUUGGAGGUAGUAUUCAUUUGGGAUUGAGAAAUUGCAAAAAGUUGAAUUAUUUGAGUCUUUCAUACAACGAAUUUAGUGGCAGUAUUCCAUCAAGUUUAGGGAAUUGCAGUGGUAUAAUAGAGUUCUAUGCUGCUGAUAAUAAUUUAAAUGGAAGUAUACCAUCAACCUUUGGUCUCCUUCACAAUCUUACUAAGCUAAUAAUUCCAAAUAAUCUUUUGUCUGGGAAUAUACCUCCACAAAUUGGUAAUUGCAAAUCAUUGGACAUGUUGCAUUUGUAUACCAAUGAACUUGAGGGAGAAAUUCCUAGUGAAUUGGGAAACUUGAGAAAAUUGCGCGAUAUUCGAUUGUACGAAAACUUUUUGGUAGGAGAAAUUCCACUUAGCAUAUGGAAAAUUCAUAGCCUUGAGCAUGUCCUUGUGUACAAUAAUAGUCUCUUGGGGGAGUUACCUAUUGAGAUGACAGAGCUUAAAAAUCUAAAGAACAUAUCAUUGUUUAGCAACCAAUUCUCUGGAGUUAUACCUCAAACCUUAGGAAUUAAUAGCAGUUUGGUGCAGUUGGACUUUAUGUUUAACAUGUUCACUGGUACAUUACCACCAAAUCUUUGUUUUGGAAAGCAAUUAGUGAAGCUGAAUAUGGGUGGCAAUCAGUUUAAUGGAAGCAUACCUUCUGAUGUAGGAAGGUGUACAACUCUCACAAGGGUGAGACUUGAAGAUAAUAAUUUUACCGGGCUUCCUGAUUUUGAAACUAAUCCGAAUAUAUCGUACUUGAGCAUCAGCAAGAACAAUAUCAAUGGAACCAUUCCACCAAGUUUGAGAAACUGCACAAAUCUCUCUCUUCUAGAUUUAUCCAUGAACAGCUUAACAGGUUUUGUACCCUUAGAGCUUGGAGACCUUUUGAAUCUUCAGACUUUGAAUCUCUCUCACAAUAACUUGGAAGGUCCUUUGCCACAUCAACUGUCAAAGUGUACCAAAAUGAGUAGUUUUGAUGUUGGAUUCAAUUCCCUUAAUGGUUCGUUUCCAUCGAGUUUGGGAAGCUGGACAACAUUAAGAACUUUGAAUCUCAGAGAGAAUCGUUUUAGCGGUGGAAUCCCAGCUUUCUUGCCAGAAUUUGAAGAGCUCAAUGAGUUACAACUUGGUGGAAAUAGUUUUGGAGGAAAUAUUCCUAAUUCAAUUGGAGCAUUGAGGAAUUUGUUAUAUGGUUUAAAUCUAAGUGCUAAUGGACUAGUAGGUGAGCUUCCUAGUGAGAUUGGAAAACUGAAGAGUCUGCUAAAACUGGAUCUAUCUUGGAACAAUUUGACAGGAAGCAUACAAGUUCUUGAUGAGCUUAGCUCAUUAACUGAAUUGGAAAUUUCAUACAAUUCUUUUGAAGGACCUGUGUCACAACAGCUGAUCAACUUACCAAAUUCUUCUUCAUCAUUUUUAGGCAAUCCUGGCCUGUGUGUUAGCCUUUCAUUAACUGAUGAUUCGAAUUUCACAAGAAGCGGCUCUUUAAGGCUAUGUGAAUCAAAAAGCCACAGUAAAGUUGCAAUUGUGAUGAUAGCACUUGGAUCCUCAACAUUUGUCGUGAUCUUGUUUGGACUAAUUUAUAUAUUUUUACUCAGAAAGUCUAAGCAGGAAGCUGUCAUCUACAAGGAAAAUGAUUGUUCAGACCUUCUCAAGAAAGUGAUGGAAGCUACAGAGAAUCUAAAUGAUGAGUAUAUUAUAGGCAGAGGAGCUGAAGGAGUUGUUUACAAGGCUGCAAUAGGUCCAGACAAAAUUUUGGCAGUGAAGAAGAUUGUAUUUGGCGAGAACGAAAGGAAACGCUUAAGCAUAACGAGAGAAGUUGAAACUCUUUCAAAGAUUAGGCAUAGAAAUUUGGUAAGACUAGAAGGUGUUUGGUUGAGAGAAAAUUAUGGUCUAAUCUCAUACAAAUACAUGCCAAAUGGAAGCCUUUAUGAUGUUUUGCAUGAGAAGAAUCCGCCACAAUCCUUAAAAUGGAGUAUGAGGAAGAAGAUAGCUGUUGGAAUUGCUCAAGGAUUGGGUUAUCUUCAUUUUGAUUGUGAACCUGUCAUAAUACAUAGAGACAUCAAAACAAGCAACAUACUAUUAGAUUCUGAAAUGGAGCCCCAUGUUGCUGAUUUUGGUCUUGCUAAGCUUUUGAAUCAAACAUCUAAUUCUUCCUCAACACAGUCAAUAGAUGUUUCAGGCACACUUGGAUAUAUUGCACCAGAAAAUGCUUAUACAACUACAAAGGGAAAGGAAUCUGAUGUAUACAGUUACGGAGUAGUUUUGCUUGAAUUGAUAUCAAGAAAGAAGGCAUUAGAUCCAUCAUUUAUGGAAGGAAUGGAUAUAGUUAUUUGGGUAAGAUCUUUGUGGGAGGAAUCAGGAGUUGUUGAUGAAAUUGUUGAUUCAGAACUUGCCAAUGAAAUUUCAAAUUAUAAUGCUAAUGUGAUGAAAGAAGUAACCAAUGUGCUUUUGGUGGCUUUGACAUGUACAGAAACGGAUCCACGUAAGAGAUUUACAAUGAGAGAUGUUAUCAAGCAUCUGUAGUUUGUAGAUGAUCUACACACUAUAUAGUUUUCUUAAGCCUUGCACAGCUUGCAAAUUAUGGCAACUUUUUAUAUAUAUCUUUUUAAAACAUUCUAUAGUGUAUAUUAUUUAUAAACAAAGUUUAGGGGAAGUGAUGUUGCUCAAGUAGAUUAAACAUAAGGACUCAUAUUUUAGCAUAUAUAGUACAAAGUGUGUGAGUAUAUUGAUAUAAUAUAUAUUUCGUAGAGAUUUAAAUCGGUAGA